CAAACAUCCAAUCACAAGUGUUUCUCUCUCUAGACUUUUCAUCCUAAGCAUCAAGAAAGAUCUUUUUCUGCUCUCUUAUUUAGCCACCUAUGAUCUCUCCUUCUCCUUCCAUCAUCCAAAAUAUCUCAAGACUCUCUCUCUCUCUGCUCGUGCUCUUGAAUUACAGAUAGAUUCUCUCUCUCUCUCUCCCCGUGCUCUUCAAUUACGUCUUCUUCUUUUUUUGAUCAGAUCUCGAGACAAUUUUGAUGGGUUUCUCAAUAAUUCUACCUUUCUUGUUUUCACCCUUGUUCUUCAUUCACAGUUUCCAUAAUUAAACAUUUCCUUUCCUUUUCCAUUUCCAUUUCCAAUCAAAGUUUAAAUUUCAUUCUUUUUUAGAUUUCCCAUUCAAUUUGUUGGCUACCCAUCUAAAAUUUCUCAAAUUUCAUAGUGAAGUGAAGCUUUCUUGUUCCGCCAUCAAUGGCAUCUUCUAGAAACAGUGGGAAAUCGAAAAUGGAAUGGGAGAAUCAACAACAAUGGAAGCCAGUUUUUGAAGGUUCUUCCAUGUCAAAUAGACCAUUAAAGAAAAUCAGAAGCCCAGAACGUCAAUACCCAUUUCAAUCUUCAUCAUAUCCUAACCCCACCAUCGCCCCCGCCGGACAACCCAUGAUUUCUUCUUCUCCAUCAUCAAGGCAUAUUUUUCCUUUUGCCUAUAACGAAACCCAAAAUCAACACCAAAUGAUCUCAUUUACCCCCCACCCACAUCAAGGAAUCGAAUAUCCACCAUACUUCGCCACAGAAGCGGCGGCGGCGGCGGAGGCAGCUCAGAAACAGAGUAUGAUUCAGUAUUGGAGUAAUGCUUUGAAUUUAAGCCCUAGAGGAAGAAUGAUGAUGAUGAAUAAAUUAGCACAUGAAGGUACGUCGGCGCUUUUCCGACCACCGGUAAUUCCGAUCAGUUCAACGAAACUUUAUAGAGGUGUUAGACAGAGACAUUGGGGAAAAUGGGUUGCGGAAAUUCGUUUGCCGAAAAACAGGACACGUCUAUGGUUAGGAACAUUCGACACCGCCGAGGACGCAGCCAUGGCCUAUGAUCGUGAAGCUUAUAAAUUAAGAGGCGAAAAUGCAAAACUGAAUUUUCCUGAGCUUUUUCUCAAUAAGGGUAAGUCAGAAGAAGAAGAAGAUCAUCACCCAGAAACUGAUCAGAAUCAAGAAACGGUUCAAGAUUCGAUUUUGGAUCAAUCUGAUCAGUUACUCCCAAACCCAAACCCUAACCCAAAUUCAAUUAUAGGUACUGGUGUUAGUGAAGAAAUAAUGAUUGUUGGAACAGGGGAGGAAAUUGUUGAGACGUCGGCGCCGGUGCCGGCACCGGAGGAGGAGUUUGUUUGGGGAGGGGAAAUGGCGGAGGCAUGGAUGAAUGCAAUUCCGGCGGGUUGGGGACCGGGGAGUCCAGUUUGGGAUGAUUUGGAUAGUAAUAACAAUCUUCUUUUACCAUCAAAUUUUAGUUUUGGUGGUCAUGAUUAUCAUCAACAAGAACAAGAGACAAAUAUUGGGAAUUCUUCAUCUUAUUCAUCAUCGUCAUGUCUGAAUCCUUUCGUUUGGAAUGAUCAAUAUUGAUCAUUUUGUUUGUCUGUUUGGAGUGAAGUUUUAGUGAAUCUCCUUUCAGAUAUUAACAAGACUAAGAAGGGGCUGCUUAUUUCAGGUCUCUUUUUAAGUGCCUUAUCAUUAUUGUUAUUUAAAUUAAAUGUAUUUUAGGGUAGUUUUUUUUUUUUUAAUUUCAUUUCCUUGUUGUUGUUGUUAGAAAAAAGGAUUUAGCUUGAAGUGAGACAGUUUUGAGAUCUCCUUUUUAGCUGUCCUUUUAUAUUAUUAUGUCAUUUUCCCUUGUAAUUAAAUCAUAGAUUAUUAUUAUUAAUUUUUAUUUUUAGGAUCA
Messenger RNA from Impatiens glandulifera, 1903 nucleotides. RefSeq names its product ethylene-responsive transcription factor ERF053-like. Gene Ontology annotation, molecular function: DNA-binding transcription factor activity; DNA binding. The record is from RefSeq and is a predicted model, not a curated record. NCBI's taxonomy places the organism in Eukaryota, Viridiplantae, Streptophyta, Magnoliopsida, Ericales, Balsaminaceae. The coding region runs from base 457 to 1590 and encodes 377 amino acids. Gene Ontology annotation, biological process: regulation of DNA-templated transcription. The transcript has a single exon.